Molecule: messenger RNA, 847 nt
Organism: Apaloderma vittatum (bar-tailed trogon)
Lineage: Eukaryota; Metazoa; Chordata; Aves; Trogoniformes; Trogonidae
Product: aldehyde dehydrogenase family 3 member B1-like
Exons: 8
Biological process (GO): aldehyde metabolic process
Cellular component (GO): cytoplasm
Molecular function (GO): aldehyde dehydrogenase (NAD+) activity
Source: RefSeq, a predicted model, not a curated record
GACGUGCUGCCCUCGGACCCCGCCAUGCAGGAGGAGAUCUUCGGGCCCGUCCUGCCCAUCGUCGUGGUGGCCAAUAUGGACGAAGCCAUCGACUUCAUCAACGCGCGGCCGCGGCCGUUGGCUCUCUACGUCUUCUCCUGUGACUGCAAGGUGGUGAACCAGGUCCUGGAGAGGACGAGCAGCGGCGGCUUCUGCGCCAACGACACCCUGAUGCACGUGACGUUGACCUCGCUGCCCUUCGGUGGGGUUGGAAACAGCGGCUUGGGGAAAUACCACGGCAAGUUCACCUUCGACACCUUCACCCACCACCGGGCCUGCCUGCACCGCAACAUGGGCCUGGAAGCCCUCAAUGCCCCGCGAUACCCCCCCUACAACGAGCAGAAGCUGGGGCUGCUCAAGGCCGCCUUCGAAAUCAAGCGCAGGGGCAUGGCAGCCAGGCUUCUCCUUGACCUCGCUUCUCCUCCCAACGUGCUGAGCCACCCGUUCUUCGAAGCCGAAUUCUCCGAGAUCAUCCUCUGCAAGAACGAGCUCCACGAGACCCUGAACAACCUGGGCCACUGGGUGAAGGACGAGCACGUGGAAAGGAACCUGGUGACGCAGCUGGACUCGGCCUUCAUCCGCAAGGAGCCCUACGGGGUGGUGCUCAUCAUCGCGCCCUGGAAUUACCCCGUCCACCUCCUCCUGGUGCCUCUCAUCGGGGCCAUCGCUGCUGGUAACUGCGUCGUUAUCAAACCCUCCGAGACCACCAAGAACACCGAGAGACUUGACUGCUUCGCCGUGGUGACCGCGGGCGUGGAGGAGACCACCCAGCUGCUGGAGAACAAAUUCGACUACAUCUUCUUCACCG